AUGUCGUAUCCUUCAUCAUAUGCGAGUGAACAACGGGCCUUUCUUCGUUGUCAUUUCUCUCCAAUAUCAUGCAAACGUAGUUUGUUUGAUUCUGAAAAAAAUCAAAAUCCACCGUCAAUUAUUAACAAAAAUAAUUUUCAAACAUGUAUAAGUCACAAUAAACCUAUUUGGUUUUGUCUUCGUGAUCCAUCACAAUAUACAUUUGAAAAUAUACAUCAAAAUAAUUAA
Rotaria sordida is the source of this 228-nucleotide messenger RNA. The record is from the annotation of a GenBank genome assembly. Lineage: Eukaryota; Metazoa; Rotifera; Eurotatoria; Philodinida; Philodinidae.